AUGUCGUCUACCACCACGUCCAAUAUGCUAGUAUCCCGAAAACCAAUCAACUUCCUGCGCGGCUGGCCAGCUCCUGAGCUGCUCCCCGCGCAGCUCCUCUCGUCAGCCUGCCAGCGCGUCCUCAGCAACCAGGCCGAGUACACCGAAUACCUAGAGUACGGCGCCGACGAAGGCCUGACCCGUCUGCGCAGCGGGCUUGCGAAAUGGCUCGGUGCGCACUACAAGGUCAAGCCAGACCUGGAGCGUAUCUGUAUCACAGGCGGCGCUAGCCAGAAUCUAGCAUGUAUUCUCCAAAGCUUUAGCGACGUCAACUUCACCCGCGCCGUCUGGAUCGUUGCACCCUGCUAUCAUCUUGCAUCGCCUAUCUUCGAAGAUGCUGGCUUCGCGGGCCGCUUAAAGGCUGUGCCCGAGGACGAGGAAGGGAUCGAUCUUGCUGUGUUCGAAGAGAAGCUGAAGCGUUUUGAAGAGGAGGAUCAGCAGGGGCAUCAGGAAAAACCCUUUAAGUGCUUUGGCACAGAUAGGAAGCUGUAUCGACACUUGAUAUACUGCGUGCCCACGUGCUCUAACCCCUCGGGCAAGACCAUGUCGCUGCGCAGACGAGAGGCGCUGGUUAAGCUUGCGAGGAAGUAUGAUGCGCUUAUUAUUUCGGAUGAUGUGUACGAUUUCCUCCAGUGGCCGCUACAGGGCCCAGUGUCUGCUGAGCGGCUGCCGUCGAUGAGCAUGCCGCGCAUAUGCGAUAUUGAUCUGGCGAUGGGAAACUCGGAAAAUGAUCCCCUUGGAUUCGGCCACGCUGUGAGCAACGGCUCGUUUAGUAAAAUCUCGGGUCCUGGCGUGCGCACCGGCUGGGCGGAAGCGUCGCCUGCGUUUAUAACUGGUCUUGCGCAUACUGCGGCAACAAGGUCGGGCGGUGCGCCGAGCCAGCUGUGCGCAUCGAUGCUUGCAGAGCUCGUGGAGACUGGGAAGCUGCAGGAGUAUAUUGAAGAGACGCUGCGUCCUGCUAUGCAGCGCCGACACAGGCUGCUUAUAGAUGCAGUGCGCACGCAUCUGGCGCCACUGGGUGUCUCUACGAGGGCUUCAAGCAUGGAAGGAUCGGAGAGCUUUGGCGGAUAUUUUGUCUGGCUGGACUUUCCGAAAGAGUUUUCUGCUGAUCUGAUUGCUAGUGUCGCCAAGGAGGAGGAUAACCUUAUCUUGGGCUACGGUAAUAUGUUUGUCGUCAAGGGCGAUGAGAGUGGUGCGCGAUUCAAUCACAGCAUCAGGCUGUGCUUUGCCUGGGAGGCAGAAGAAGAUCUAGUUGAUGGAGUCAAGAGGCUGGGGCUGUUGAUUUCGCGCAUGCGAAAGAAUAAGGAGCAUUAUCUGAAGCUUGCAGAGGCUGGUGCACUGGCAGACAUGAGUAAGGAUGUUUAA
Messenger RNA from [Torrubiella] hemipterigena, 1404 nucleotides. The record is from the annotation of a GenBank genome assembly. Lineage: Eukaryota; Fungi; Ascomycota; Sordariomycetes; Hypocreales; Clavicipitaceae.